Labeo rohita (rohu) is the source of this 3617-nucleotide messenger RNA. It is a transcript of the gene gabrr2a, whose product is annotated as gamma-aminobutyric acid type A receptor subunit rho2a. Gene Ontology annotation, biological process: chemical synaptic transmission; monoatomic ion transmembrane transport; regulation of membrane potential. NCBI's taxonomy places the organism in Eukaryota, Metazoa, Chordata, Actinopteri, Cypriniformes, Cyprinidae. The record is from RefSeq and is a predicted model, not a curated record. The transcript has 9 exons. Gene Ontology annotation, cellular component: neuron projection; synapse; GABA-A receptor complex. Gene Ontology annotation, molecular function: neurotransmitter receptor activity; GABA-A receptor activity; extracellular ligand-gated monoatomic ion channel activity. The coding region runs from base 177 to 1601 and encodes 474 amino acids.
CGUCGCGUCGCGCCGCGCUGAUAUUUAAACCAUCCACACAUCGCGCAUGCCAGAGAUUCGAGCUGCAGCGACUUCUGCGCUGAGAACGGAAAGAUGCUGCCCUUCCCGAGCCGCCGCGUUCAUGGAUUAAGCUGGAUUUCAGGACACACCUGUAGAUUUUUCACCUGCUCUGCAUAAUGCCUUAUCUCAGACAGUUUCUGAUUUUAGUGCUCUUCCUGGGCUCGUUUGGGGAAUGCCGGAAUAAACACACCACGAGAGAGAGGAGGUGGACAGGAGCGGUGGAAACUCAGAAGCAUGGGACCUCCCUGGCAAAGAAGCCACCGGAUGUGACAAAGUCACGGCGGCUGAAGACAGAGCAGUUGUUGAAAGUGGACGACCAUGACUUUACCAUGAGGCCCGCAUUUGGAGGUCCUGCUAUUCCAGUGGGAGUUGAUGUACAAGUGGAAAGCUUGGACAGUAUUUCAGAAGUAGACAUGGACUUUACUAUGACAUUAUACCUGAGACACUACUGGAAGGAUGAGCGCUUGUCUUUCGCCAGCACCACGAAUAAAAGCAUGACUUUUGACGGGCGCUUGGUGAAGAAGAUCUGGGUUCCUGACGUCUUCUUCGUCCACUCUAAAAGAUCUUUUAUUCAUGACACCACCACAGAAAAUAUCAUGCUGAGAGUGUUCCCUGAUGGUCACGUUCUUUACAGCCUGAGGGUCACCGUUACAGCAGCCUGCAACAUGGACUUCAGCCGUUUCCCACUGGAUUCACAGACCUGCUCUUUGGAGUUGGAGAGCUACGCCUACACGGAUGAGGAUCUGAUGCUGUACUGGAAAAGUGGAGAUGAAUCUUUGAGUAUAGAUGACAAAAUAUCUCUCUCUCAGUUCCUCAUACAGAAGUUUCACACUACCUCUCGGCUGGCUUUCUACAGCAGCACAGGAUGGUACAACCGCCUGUAUAUAAACUUUACGCUUCGCCGCCACAUCUUCUUCUUCCUGCUGCAGACUUAUUUCCCUGCCACACUUAUGGUUAUGUUGUCAUGGGUGUCGUUCUGGAUUGAUCGCAGGGCUGUUCCAGCCAGAGUUUCAUUAGGUAUCACCACGGUGCUCACCAUGUCCACCAUCAUCACUGGGGUGAACGCCUCCAUGCCCAGAGUCUCCUACAUCAAAGCUGUGGACAUUUACCUGUGGGUCAGUUUUGUGUUUGUGUUCCUGUCCGUCUUGGAGUAUGCGGCAGUCAACUAUCUGACCACGGUCCAGGAGAGGAGAGAGCGCAAGCUCAGAGAUCGAGCAGUUAGAGAGCAGUCAUUACCUUGCACCUGCGGUAUGUCCCACACCAGGACCAUGAUGUUGGAUGGGACCUACAGCGAGGCUGACACCAACAGCUUGGCUGGCUACACAGAAGCUCCCAUGGUUCCUGAGGAAGUGGUGCCAGAGAAACAGGAGCACAUGGUGGUUCACCUGUCAGUGAGCAGUGAGUCCACCACCACUAAGAAAAAGGGCAUCCGGGCCUUACGCAUUAUGCAGAACACGCAUGCCAUCGAUAAGUACUCCCGCAUGAUCUUCCCGGGAGCCUAUAUAAUUUUCAACCUUAUUUACUGGUCGGUGUACUGCUGAUCAUUUUUCAGCUACAUCCAUCUCUUACUUUUAUGGACUAAUGGAGGUUUUAUACAACCAUCCUUGACUUUUUGUUGCACAUCAAACUGCAGUUACCUUUGCCAUUUUCAUGUGCAAAAAGACUGGCGAAAUGCAAAGAGAAAGUGGGUUAAAAACCUCCUCAUAUAGGCCUUUUCAGGUUUAUGACAAAUUAACUGUAAAGGAAUUAUCAGACUUUUGUACGGGCUUAUGUGUUUUCUCUUUGUUUGCGUCAUUGGACUAUUAAUGAUAUAGUAUGUACAGAGCAAGAAAGUCUGGUGUUAGCUUCUCUUUUAAAGGUGUACUAAUUAAUUUUUUCCACUGUUUUAUAGCUAACAAAAAUGAUUAGUUUUAACAAAUAGGUUACCCACUCACAUAAGAACCAGUCAUAUCAUUGGCUUAGAAAAUACAGGUGUAAAUACAUAAGGUAGGUUGCCAUGUUGAGAUCACAUGACUAGCUGUGUUGUGCAAUUUAAUAAAAAUUCAGAUAUUUAUUUAUUUAUAUAGCAUAUAUUUAUAUAGUUCUGCAGUGCUCAAGGUGCUCUACAAAACAGACAUAAAACUAAAUACAAUAUACAUAUUAAAAACAUAACCUAAAGAUCCUAGAGUUAACAAACAAAAACUAAAUAUAAAAAAGAACAAAACAAAUUUACUUUCUUAAAAUUAUUUAGUGCACCUUUAAGUCUAUUUGCUUAUCUGCACAAUGUCCAGUUUUAUUUCAUUAAGGCAAGGCAGUUCGUUUAUGCUAAGGCAAUCUUUCAUGUUGAUGUAUUGUAAUUACCAGUAACAAGAAAGAAUCUCCUUUCAGUUCGAGGUUUAUUUGGAUGUAUGUUUAUGUGGUGUGCGUGUGUUUGUAUGUGAGUGUAUUUGAUACCAUUAUAUUUCUCAUGCGAAAUAAAUAACAAUGUCUUUACUGUGGCUCAUCUGCAUGCAUGUUAAUUUUAUUGAUUAUACUUGCAUUUUUUUAUCAGUUGUACUCCAAACUGAAUUUGCCAUUAUACCUUAUAAGAAUUUAUUGCAAAGCUUCAUGCAGGUUAGCUCAUGAUAAAACGGACUGGAAUACAACUUGAAACUGCCUUGCGUGCAACAUCAGACACUAAAGGUGAUUUUGGCGGGAUGAUUUUAGUGCAUGUACAGGCAUCCCAUGCAAAAUUUUACUAUACCUGUUACUGUAAAUGAAAAAGCUGUGAACUGUACGUUUAAUCAGUAUUUGAAAGGUCAUCAUGAAGACAGUACCACUCCAUAAGAUGUAAGAUGUUUCUGUAAUUGUUGAAAAUUUAAGAAUGUAAUAUGUGUUGACCAGAAUAAGGUGCACUGUUAUUAAACAUGUUUGUAAUAUAUAUAUAUAUGUAUAUAGACCUACACAUAUUUUGUAUUUUUAAAAUGCAGUACAGAUGCAUAGGUGAAGGUUAUUGCUAGUUACGUUUUGUUACUUUGUUGAAAUGACCUGUCCUAAGAUUAUAAGUGAAUAGAUUAUAUUAAAAUAUUAAAGUGAAGAAAAUCAUAAAUAGGCCUAUAUGUUUUAGAAAUCGUUACUGCCGUGUCCUGACAAAAGGCAGAAUUUAAUUUUAAAAACAUACAGCAUCUCUUUUAGGUUUCACAGCUGAGUCACUGCAUUUUGUCAGCACCAUGGAAGAUUUAUGAAAGCGUAUGAAAAUCAGGCAAUAAUAAAGUUCUAAAGGUUCUUUUUCUGAGUUUAACAAGAUCAGAUAUGCUCUAAUCAUUUUCAUUAAGCAUUUUAAGCAGUUGAGCUGUGCAGUCUGACGUCAAUAUGUCAGACAACCUGGAAGGCUAAUUUACUGUGUUCCAUGGGGAAUUAAAAGACUUUCAUGUUUUGUUCUAGUAAUAUUAUCUGCAAACCUUAUUUUUUAUUUAUAAAUCAAAACGGCUGUAUAACCUGUUUAAAAUUCCUGAGGGAAUCCAUUGCUCAGAAAUGCUAAUUUUCUGCCAAGUUGUUUGGGAUUUAUAGAUUAUUUCCCUCAUUUUCAGUGGGUUAAU